Messenger RNA from Symbiodinium necroappetens, 6912 nucleotides. The record is from the annotation of a GenBank genome assembly. Lineage: Eukaryota; Dinophyceae; Suessiales; Symbiodiniaceae.
GGAGUGCAGCAAGAGCACCUGGGAAAUCUGCUGUUGCCAGAGGGCCUCGGGCCUGCGGGCUUGGGACACAGUUUCGACACAGCUUUGCAAGUUCCUGUGGGGAUUUGCUAUUUGAUCAUGAACUCUGUUUGGCAGACUCUUGCCCUGGCGCCUUCUGGUAAAUGGGAUACAGAUUGUGAUGCACUUCCUUUGAUUGUAGAGGUCAGACGUGCUGCAAAUGCUUGCGAGUUGAAAGGUGAGGAGUUGCAGACAUUCGUGCCUGCGAGUAGCCUCCAGCCCACUCACCAGUUCUUCAGCUUGCUCGCGGAUGACCUUUGCGAGUGGGGCCGGGCCAUCAUAGCUGCGUCUUCCCAGCAAGAAGAGACGAGAGAGUCGCUUGAGCAGUACGUUAUCUGGUUGAACAGCAUGCGGGAGGCUACGGCAAAGAAGCGUGUGAUGGAACAUGCUUGGGAGGCAUCCACAAAAGGGGCGACAAUAUCCCGAGCGAGAUUGUACCUCGAUGCUGCAUUUAUGAGCUACAUGAGGGAGAAGCAUGAGAGGUUGAUAGAUGAAGAGGCGGUUUUCUUUGCCUUGACAGACAGUUCUCCGCAAGGGUUUCAAAAUUGGCUAUUGACAGAGACUUUUGGGGUGGCAGGUGGCCAUGAUCUUUCGCAUGCAGCGGAGGUGUUCUUUGAUUUAGCUUUCUUGAGCAAGCGUCAGUCCGAGAUGAGAGAUAACGAAGAGCGGCUCAGUGUGGAAGAUCUUCAAAAUAUUUUGGAGCGGACGGAAGUGAUCCGGAGAGCUUUCAUGCACCAUACCUUCCCACCCACCGGCCUCGGAGUGCGACACACAACAUUGUCCCACAAGGUUCACGCGUAUCUUCAUUCCCUUCGCUUGGAGCACAGUUCUUGGGAGUUGUUGCAGAAAUUCCUGAAGAGGACGUUCACAUACACUUCCGAUAUGGGUACUGAAGGAUCUUUCAAUCUCACUCGUGUGGAUGUGCCGUCAUACUUUGGCUAUUGGCCAGACCAAAGUAGCAACUCGCAUUUGGCCCUGGAAUUUCAGGAUGCUGAUGAUAUUGCGGCUGAAGAGGAAGAUGAUGAGGGUGGUGUCGGUCCUGUGGCGGAAGCAGCUUCGGCCGAGUGCCAUUCUUUGGAUCUAAGUUCCUCGUUGUGGGUUCCGGGUAUGUUCCACAUCAUAGACAAUGCCACAAAGGAUGUUCUUCGUAAGAGCGAUGUUUGGUGCUCUGAUGUGAAGGGAAUGUUGGAGAGCGUUUUGCUAUUCUUCAAUGCAUUCCAUCGGCGAAAAUGGUUCAUUGCGAAGUGCUGUGUUAGACAGUUCCAGGCUUGGUCUGUGUUCUUUGAGGCAGCAGCUCCCAAACUGGAGGGAGGACGUGCCUGGGGAGUAGUCUCGGAGGGGAUGUCCUGGGUGUUGGAGCGCAAACUGAUGCUCCAGCAGGCUUGGUCGGCCGAUGCAUUGCUUCAGACCGGUGCACCAGCAGAGGAGAGCGAUCGUGCAGACCCAGGCGAGACGACGAAGCUUGUGUCCCGGGUAGAUGAGGCCCUCAACAGUCCGGUGUUCUGGGCAUAUCUGGGCGUUUGCAGCUGUAUCAUUGAUAUCCUUGAUAGGGUCACCAGCUGGACGCAGGGGUGUGCUUGUCAUGGCUCUCAUGUCAGGGCUCAGCUUCAGCCCUUGCUGCGUGGGCUCGGCCCGCUAUCUUGCCCAAUGCGGGGGCGUAGAGCGCCAGAGAUUGUCGAGGGUGCACUUCACAGGUUCAUUGAUGGGCUGUUUCAAUUCAACGAUUCACAGGUGACGCUAGUCCAUGUUGCAGGCUUGGAGCAGGACUUAAAAACUCGGUUGAUGUUGGACUGGAGUGCGAUGAAGGUGCACUUACGCAUGCAGUUUGAUUUGAAGCUUUCAUCUUGGAAGCAGCUUCCAUUAAGCACCCUGGCCUUGGGCCACUUUGAUGUUUCUGUUGCUCAGCGACUCAUGUGGACUUGCCUGGUUCAGUGGGAGAAUUUAACAGAGGAACAGAAGUCCAAUGCUCGUUCUCACACGAAGCAGUUGUUUCAAGACCGCAGGCAGGAGGUGCUGUCUUUCGUGCGAGGCGAGGACAGGACGGCCUUUGCACGAACACGUGCUUGUUGUGCCUUUGUACCUAUAUUGGAACAGAGCAUCGAGAGACGUCAUGCCAUUUUACAUCAACAUCUGAAGUCUGCCCCGCAUCAUAGUGCGCAUUUUGUUUCUUUAUGUGAGCGCAAAGACGAAGUCCUGUCAGUGAUUUCUGAAGGGAGAGGUGCGGAGCGCCUCGCCGAACUUUGUGAGUUCACCCGGUCGGCGCCACUGGUGGCUCAGUCUCUAGGUUUGGCCCGUCAUGAGGAUUUUGUUUCCUAUUUGAAUCCCGAGAAUGAAUCCUUAUCUCUUUCUACUCCGCAUUGCCUGGUUGCUGCAGUGGUGUAUCGGUGCGAUUUACGCACCCAGUACACAAACCUUCCAGCCUGUGACAAGAAACCUUACAAUCCUUGGGUCUUGCCUGUGCAGAACCAGCGCCCGGCUUUGAUGGAUGGUGAUGAUGCUGCUGCGCCCGCAGGGUCCAGCGAUCCUGCGCCAGGACAGGUGGAAAGCUGUGGCAGUGAGCACCUGCGCCAGAUGCUUGGUUUUCAUGCUUGGUCACAUCUUAGAACAGGUGCAGGGCCCCGCGACUUCUUUUCCUUGACUCCGGAUCAAGCCUUGCCAGUGAACAGUGACAUGCUUAUGGUGCCAUUCAGUGGAGCCAUCACAGGAAGUGGUAGCCAGGAGGAGCCUUCCAGGUUGCCCUUGAGCCUUUGUGAUGGCCCAAAGGGGGUUGAAGUGCAGAUGGAGUUUGCUGACGAUGCUGGGGUGCCCGAUGAGCCCAAUGAUCUUUCGGGUCUAGCCUUAGCAUUGCCGGGGGCGAGCAACCCUGCAGAGCAUGUCCCAUUGAGUUCCCCCUCCUCUGGUUCCAAACCGCCACCAAGCCAGCCCGUGCUAUUCCGUAUUGUUUCUGGGGCCCCUGGACAGAAGAAGUUGGCUCAGACGGACCAAGCCUUGCAGAUAGGUGGGGGUCACAUGGCGGUAGAGCGUUGUGAAGUACACGAGCUUGAUUAUCCAAGGCGGCAAGUGUCUGUGUACAUCAGCCACGGCGAUUGUGAAUCAGAGCUGUUGCAACGGCCUGCAUCCUUCGAGAGCUGCCUAGCCUGGACUGUGUUACACACAAAGGCAGCAUUUCGCAACGUGAGGAUUUCGUCUGCAGCGCAAGGUGCUCUGGACGAGGUUCUAAAGGAUUUGCAAGCAGUUGGUCUUGUUCAAGAAUGGGUUGGUGAUGAUGGUUCAUCAGAGUCAGAGUGGGCUUUGUCUUCAAAGGGCUUGGAUGGGUUGUGCCAGGUUGCCGUGCUUCACGAACCUGUGUCCUUGCUGAGCCUACCAACAAGUCGCAGUGAUGCCAAGCCUUUGGAACAGAUGACAGUGCUGGAGUUAGUUAUGCGAUUGCAAGCUGCAGGUUUCCAACUGGAGGUGCGAUCCACGGAUCUUAGAGCAGAGCCUGUUCCCUUCAACGUUUCUUCCCAAAGGCCGAAGAAGUGGUAUAUGCGAGACAAAAGUUUGGAUGUUUCCCGCCAAGCUGUGUUGAUGUUGGAGGAUGCAGGAACCACUCAUGAUGCAGGGCAAGAGCAGGAGCCCACUGAACCUCGCCAACGCAAGCGUGCAAUCCGUGCUAUCGAGAACAGGGGCCCUGCUGAGUCUGAUGAGCCCAGUGCUCCAUCUGCCGCCGCGGCGCCAGCUGCCAUUGCUGACGCUCCAGCUCGUGUAGGUGGGCCGGGCCGUUCUCGUCAGGUUCAUGCCAAAAGCUUUCGUUGGGGUGCCGCUAUGUUCACGUACAAGGAGCCAAAUGCGUAUCAAGUCAAGUGCCCGCGCAUGUGUACACACAGACACAGUGCUGGCCAUCAGACAUCAUGCACGAAGACACGAUCGUUUGCCUCGGGCAGUGCCGAAGCCGAAGCUUUGGUGAUUCGUGAAUUGAAAUACUGGGUGAGCCAGGCAAAGAGUUUCGCGUCCAGAACAGAUCAUAUGAAGAAAUGCAAGUUUGAAUCUCCUCCAGAUGAUGCAGAGCUGGAGACCUUGAAGAUCGCAAGUGAUUAUGAGACUGAAGAUGAGAAUCUUCGUCCUGUGGUGAAGAGGGCGCCGCAGCUUGACGGUGACAUCUUCUUUCGAGCCGGAGAGGAAGAGAUCAAAAACAUGAUGCAAGAACUUGCCGCAAGUCGCGGGCAUGGUCGCGUGGAGAAUGCGACUGUCAACAUGGCAGUUAGCCCCAGCGCUUAUGUGAACAUCGGCAAGUACGAGGCCCUGCAAGAGAGCCGUGCGGACAUUCGCUCUGGAGCUUUCCUUGGUGAUCUAGAUCAAAACCCCGAGUACAGGGCUAAAGCGGCUGCAGAUGACUUGAAGAUGCAGUUUCUCUCGGAGCAAGAGGAUGAUGACGGCGACAUGGAGGAGGGCGCCGAAGACGACCACGUCCAAGAGCCCGAUGACGAGGAGCUGGACGAUGAUCUUCUCGACGAUGUCGAGAGAUCCAGCUAUGGCAAAGAAUGCAAAAAGGCCUACAACAACAUCGACAAGCAGGAAGCCAAGGAGACCCAAAAGAAGGGAGAGCGGUGGCAACGAUGGCAAGAAACAAAGCGGUGCGGCGGUGCAAAGUUGAACGCGAUCAUCAUGAGAUACCCCGACACAGUGGAAGCUUCCAGAGGCUCGGGUGUAAAGAGGGGCAAGUUUGAUCUGGCUUACCACUUUGAGCAGAUGGAUUCCGUUGCCAAGGUUGGGAGUGGAGAGAAGCUGGUCUACAUGCCGUUCUCGAAAUGGUGCAAGCACGGGCCGAAGGAGCUCGGGCUGGACAUUCAGGAGACGAAGCAAAUGUGGCUGAGGAAGAAGAAAACAUUGCCUCAGAGUCAGCACAGGAAGACGAGCAAGGGCGUCCUCCUUCUCCCCAUGCCAUAUGAGAUCUUCAUUGUUGGCGAGAACUCCACCGAGCAUCGGAAGGGCAUGCGCCUGGAAGGACAGAAGCACAAGAAGCCAUCGGCUGAGCAGAUUCAGAAGCUCGAGAAGCAUGUUAACUCCGGGCACCUUGGAUUCGGAGAUGAGGCCUUCUCGAAAGUGGGCGGGAGGCAGUUGCUGAACCAUGUGCAUUCCGGAGGUCCCUUGCUUUUUGCCCCAGAUGGUGAUUCUGUGUAUGGUGCCGGUGAGAACUUCCGCGAGGAUAUGCUCGCAGAGUCCCAAUGCUUCGGUAGGUUGGCCCACGCGGGCGACGACAGUGCUGAGAAGGAACCCCAAGUCAAGGACGAGCGUGCUGAGGAACAGCAGAAUAAGAAGAUCAAGAAGAAAGCCUAUGAUGUCGCGGCCAAUCGGAACGGCCUUUUGCUGAAGGUCGGCAAUCAGCUCAAGAAGGCCGUGGAGGACCAGCUGGCGACGGCGGUGAAGGAGUGCGAUGAGAACUUGCAGAAGAUUAAGGACACUUUUUCAGGCAACGACUUGAAGUUCUUCGACGACAAUGUGGCCACGGUCCAUGCGCGGCAGGAGAUUGCAAAGGCUCUGCAAUCCCAAGAGCCCUCUGGCACCGUGGACCUUCGGAACAUCAUUGCACAGCAGAAGGGCGAGAAGCGGCUCAGCGUUGACGACAUCGAUGAGUUAAAGACUCUCCGGGAUGCGGUCCAGUUUGUGGAGGAUCAGGCGAGAGGCGCCGAGACCGAAGAUGGCAUCAAGCAAGCCGGGCAGCUUCUGAAGGAGACCAUUGCAACUUUCAAGCGUGUGGUUGCUGCUGUGAAUCGUGCGGCUGCCGACCUCAGGCGUGCUGGGGACCAGAAGGUGAAGAAGGCCGAAGCAGAUAUCGUGAGGAAGCGCAAGCAGGACGAAGCAAAGCAAAUGAAGGACCUGAAGGAGUUUCAGAAGAAGAUGAAGCAGGGCAGCGGUGCGGAUGGCCCUUUGCCUGGACUUUGGGUCACUGGGCCAAUGACCGAGAAGUUGUGCCAGCCUUUGCUUGUCUACGAAAGCUUGGAUGCUCUGAAGAAGGAGUUCAAGGCGGAUGGUCAGUUGCACGACGGCAAGCCCUACAUUGUCAAGUUCAAUGCCACCGGCAACAUCAAGACCGAGCUGGAUAAGGGUUCCGUGAAAGGCUUUCUUCAAAUCUUUGAGACGCAAUUCCCUCUCAGCAAACAGGCCCGUGAGAAGGGCCGCGUGCAAUCAGUGCAAUCCAUCAUGAAGGUGGAGUCGACGAACAAGAUCAAAGAGCUGAUGCUUGAGUUUGUCUCCAGCAAGAGCGUGUGCUUCCAAAGCGCAUCUGGCCCGGGCCAGGAUGCUGCUACCAAAGGCCCAAACUCAGACUUGGAUUGCUUGCACACUUACGGUUUCACGAGCAGCAUGCGCUUCAGCGGCACAGAGUACAUGGGGAUGAGUGCCCUCCGAUACUCUGUGAAAGGCGAUCGCGAGGUGGUCAUCGUGAAUGCAGCCGAGAUGUGGCCCAUCGUGCGCGAGCACCAUGCGGAGGAGGCCGCGAAGCUGAGUGCGGAGAAGAACGUCACAAGCUUUAUGGGUGAGAAGCUCAUGUACGCCCAGGUCGAGGAUGCUUGGGUGCAGGCAUUGUUCAAGGAGGAGUCCGCGAUCAUGUGGAAGGGCAUUGUACCGGAGGGUUCGUUCUUCGUGCCCGCCGGAGUGCUCUUGCUGGAGCGGAGCAUCAACAACCGCCUUGGCAUGGGCCUCCACAUGGCAUUGGACGACACGUCAAAGUGCUCCGUGAACAACCUCGAUGUCCUUCUUGCGGCACACAUGAUGUAUGCAGAUGCCAAUGACAGGUUGGCGGUUCGUUGGCGAGACGUGCUCAGCCGUGCUAAGAAGCCUGCGCAAGCAGCCGGCACGGUGGCACCACCAAGCUAG